Dendrobium catenatum is the source of this 733-nucleotide messenger RNA. Its product is annotated as early light-induced protein 1, chloroplastic. The coding region runs from base 109 to 687 and encodes 192 amino acids. The transcript is spliced from 3 exons. The record is from RefSeq and is a predicted model, not a curated record. NCBI's taxonomy places the organism in Eukaryota, Viridiplantae, Streptophyta, Magnoliopsida, Asparagales, Orchidaceae.
UAAUCUCUUCAAUCUUCGCACAGUACCGUUAGUUUACACCAAGCUCUUGGUUCUUCCACUGUACUAUAAGCCUUCAUUAUUCUAGACUUGAAGAUUUCUCGAAUCGAAAUGGCUACAACAGUGUCCGCCGUUUCACCGUCCUACGCGACCGGGAUCACGUCACGAGGCAUCAUCAUACAAAGUAAGGCACCAUCUCUACCAUCAUUGCACCGCCGCAGCACAGCAGCCGGCGGUGGCCGCGCCGUCCAGUGCCAGGCCAAGGAUAACUCUAACGAUGGUGAAUCCGGACCAGUCCUCAACCUUCGAGAAGCGAUACCUGAAGCAAAACAAGAACUGAAAGCCAAGGGAAAAACCUUCUGGGAUGCGAUGUCGUUCAGUGGACCGGGCCCUGAGAGGAUCAACGGCCGGCUUGCUAUGGUCGGGUUCGUCUCGGCCGUCGCGGUCGAGGUUAUGCGAGGAGAGGAUCUGGCGGCUCAGCUCGCAAACGGAGGCGUGUUAUGGUUCGCCGGCGCGGCGGCGUUGCUCUCGGUGGCCUCCCUGGUUCCGUUAUUUCGCGGCGUGGACGCGUCGGACCGGUCCGAUGCGCCCAUGACAGCUGAUGCGGAGAUAUGGAACGGCCGGUUUGCUAUGCUGGGGCUUGUUGCUCUUGCUGCCACUGAGUAUGUUAAGGGUGGCCCGCUCGUCUAGGAGAAAUUAUUAAGUGCGAUCAUCGCAUCGUAGAGAGGUCAAUAAG